Molecule: messenger RNA, 1560 nt
Organism: Sitodiplosis mosellana (orange wheat blossom midge)
Lineage: Eukaryota; Metazoa; Arthropoda; Insecta; Diptera; Cecidomyiidae
Product: retinol dehydrogenase 12-like
Exons: 6
Coding region: 467-1423 (318 amino acids)
Source: RefSeq, a predicted model, not a curated record
AAAUCUGAAAGACGGAAAAAAAGCCAUUCAAACAUCGUGUACAUUUAGUAGUCAUUUACUGGCAUCGCAUGAAGACGUUCAUAACCGAGUGUACUUUUUGUUUACAAAUUCGUAAUUUUCUAUCGUGAUUCCUAUACGGAAGAAUGAAUUUUGGCGUAUACGCAUUGACCAGAUUCCUAAGAAAGAAAACAAAAGCGAAGAAAUAAACGCAAGACGUAUCAUACAUACGAUCAAGAAGCAUUCCGUUGGCCAACUACGAAUAGAAAUUAUCGGAAUCAGUGCACUGUUUCCACACCAUUGUGAUUCAGAACAUGUAAAAUGAUUGUAAAUGGAGUAUCAAAUUUAUAAACCACACUUCGUGGUGCAUUAAUUUUGAUGGAUGAUAUUGCUAUGUGAGAAAAUGAUUUGAUAACGUACACCAACGAACAUACGACAAGGGAAAGAGUGAACAAAAAUUAGCAGUAAAAUGAGUGAAAUUUUUGGAGUUUGUGCAGUUGCAGCCGUCGUUGCGGUACCAACACUCUAUUUGGUACAGCGCUGGGCUCAGGGCGGUCAAUUCAAGAAGGAUGAUGUGCGUAUUGACGGAAAAGUGGUUGUCAUUACCGGAGCAAAUACUGGAAUUGGAAGAGAAACCGCUUUGGAUUUGGCCAAACGCGGGGGACGCGUGUACUUAGCUUGUCGUGACCUAACAAAGGCUGACACAGCGAGAAUGGAGAUCAUUCAUCAGUCGGGAAACAAAAGUGUGUUCACGAAGCAUCUAGACUUGACAUCAUUCGAAUCAAUUCGGAAAUUUGUCGAUGAAUUUAAAAAGUGCGAGUCGAAAUUGCAUAUUUUAAUCAAUAAUGCAGGAGUAAUGGCGAUCCCAAAUCGACAAACCACAAAAGAUGGUCUCGAAAUGCAAAUUGGAACCAAUCAUUUCGGUCAUUUUCUGCUCACAGUUCUGCUAUUGGACACAAUCAAGGCUAGUGCACCAGCACGUAUCAUCAAUGUUUCGAGUCUUGCACAUAAAUUCGGUAAAAUCCACCGUGAUGAUUUGCAAUUGGAAAAAUCGUACAGCAGAUGGGGUUCAUAUGGGCAAAGUAAACUGGCCAAUAUUCUUUUCACUCGUCAACUAGCUAAGCGUUUACAGGGAACAAAUGUGACGGUUAACGCAUUGCACCCGGGGGCAGUCGCUACGGAGCUAGGGCGUCAUUUAGGGAUAUUGCACUAUUUGGCGUUACCAAUGCAAUCUUUUGUGAAAACACCAAAAAGUGGCGCUCAAACUUCCAUUAUGUUGGCGGUUGAUCCAGACUUGGAUGAGGUGAGCGGCAAAUAUUUUGUCGACUGUGCUGUAGCUGCUGAAUCGAAGGAAGCUCAAUGCGACGAUACAGCCGAAUGGCUGUGGAAAACUAGCAAAGAAAUUACAAAACUAAAAGCAAACUAGAAAAAAAAUGCUCAAUCGUAUUGUAAUUUAAUGGAAUUAAAUUGACAAUUUAUUUUUUUAACAACAUUAUAUUCACUGAAAGCCAAACAUGAAAAAUUUCAUAUUCGUAGCAAUCGCAAUGUUUUUAUUUUUUUGGA